Molecule: messenger RNA, 231 nt
Organism: Gilbertella persicaria
Lineage: Eukaryota; Fungi; Mucoromycota; Mucoromycetes; Mucorales; Choanephoraceae
Product: inositol polyphosphate kinase
Exons: 1
Biological process (GO): inositol phosphate biosynthetic process; phosphatidylinositol phosphate biosynthetic process
Cellular component (GO): cytoplasm; nucleus
Molecular function (GO): inositol hexakisphosphate kinase activity
Source: RefSeq, a predicted model, not a curated record
CAAAACUUAUGCUUAGAAAAUAUUUUACAUGGAUUUACACGACCAUGUAUUCUGGACCUCAAGAUGGGCUCUUUAUUGUACGAUCAUGAUGCAACAGAAGAAAAAAGAAAUCGAAUGAUACAUCAUUCUCAAACAACCACCUCAGGCACUCUGGGUUUAAGAAUAAGUGGCAUGAAAGUAUAUGAUUCAAUUGAACGAAAAUACGCAACAUAUGAAAAGGCAUAUGGCAAA